UCGAGUCCGGCCCUACCUUCAGCGGUGUCGAGUGGAGUGACUGAGGGGUUGUGGUUCGGGUGGUGCGGGAGUGCUCUCCUUCCCUCCCGCAGAUUUCGUUUGCUCAUCCCCCGCCACUGCCGCCGUGAAUCCCAGCUGAGGGGAUGCUCCUUCCCCUCUCUCCGUCUCUACUCCUCCUGCAGUUUCUUCGGGCCUCUGGAAUCCGUAAAUAACCGCAGAAUCGAGGCAGCCCCGAGAUGCGGGGGACGGGGAGAAGUUCUCCGUUGGUUGGAAGGUGAAGAAGGUCCACCCCUGCAAGCGUUGGUCCUACAGAGAGUGGUGGUGGCGAAAAAGAUGAUUUCGAUCACGCCAAACUCCAAUUUCCAAUCCCAGAGGCUUUUCAGUCAGCUCGUUUCCGCUUUCCAAUCCCCGCAUUCCCCCCGCGCUUCUUCUCUUGCCUUUUGUUAUCGGCAGAGGUCGGGUUACGGCGUAAGGUUCUUGUGCUCGUUGCGUGCGGCAACGCAGCAGAAAGCUAAUGGUGGUUUCGAUCCAGAACUACGGUCGGUGCUCGAACUGGCCACGGAUGGUGAACUAUCUGAAAUUGGGAGCAUUCUGUACGGGCGGAGCUACUUUAGUCCAUUACUAAAGUCCAUCGCAUAUGGAGAUAAUGUCGAUGAUGUUAUGUAUGAGGAGGCCGGGGAAGGAAGGGAAGCUAUCGUUGAGCUGCUAGAGUCCCGAUUUUUUUUCCUAGCUGCAGAUGCUCGGGCAACAUUAAGGGGUUGGAGGCCUUCCUACAGGGAUGUUUUACUCGACUUGAGGAAGAAACUGAGGAUUCCAUGUUCUUCCAGAUUGACAACAGGAGAUUUGGAGGCAGAGAUAUUUCUUCACGUGUUGCAGGAGUUCUCAAGUGAGGAAAUGCCUCGCUUUUCCUUCUCCAGGGAGAAUACCCGGUUUUCCGAUUGUUAUGCUUAUACAGACGGACCAGUUGGUGCCAAUCAGUGGAAAAUUGAUGCUUUUGAUGUGUUGAAAGUUGGAGCAAAGGAACUAAAGUUGAUAUUUUUGAAGGGUGGUGGUAUGCUGACUCUAACAAAGAUAUAUCAGUUGUUGAGGCGGAGCUUAUCUGGAAAGUUGUUGCUGGAAGCUGCCAAUUAUCAGAUAAAGCAUGAAGCAAUUAAAAAGGGUGGGCAAUUGGCUGCUGUUAGUUUGGAAUCCAGAGUGGCAUUGCUCGCUGCCAAAAAGCUUUUUCAUUGUGAUGAUAUAGGGUUUGGUUUCAGCAGCAUCACGAUAUUUUGGCCUACGAAGUAUGAUGAUGUUAAUCGGACCAUUGUUAUGGGGGACAUUUCUGGCAGAUAUUGUAAUCCAAAUGAUAGGAACAGAUUAUGCCAGGAUACUGCGUGCGGUUUAUGCAUUUGCACAGAUCCGCCUAACCCGUACUUACGGAUGGACAACAGCAAUCAGGCAAUGAAACAUAAAUCUGAUACUGUUAGGAGGCUUGCUAAUGCCCUUCCAAGAAAAGUGGGGUUGGAUUUUAUUGUAAAGAUUUCCUAUCGUGUAGAAUUCCUUGUAAUUUCUACUUGGAAACAGUUCUUGAAAGAGCAUUGCUUCCUGCCCUGUUUCUUUUCAUGUGAGGGAGACUUGGUAUAGUACCAAUAGUAUUUGCCCAAAGUCUCCUGUGAUACUGUGACCGAUCCACCAACGAGGAUAUGCAACCCCAUUCUGAGCUGCCAUCUUCAAUUGCAGCGGAGGUAUGAUUACAUAGCACCGUCGUCUUUUUCCACUUGUCGGUGGGUCAAAGGCAUCUUAAGCUAGAGUCAUGUAACCGUCUAACGUCGAGUAAUCCUCAUACAUAAUGUAAGCCAAUCUGGGAAAAGUGUAGCAGGUCUUGUAUUCUCAUUG
This is a messenger RNA of Nymphaea colorata (pocket water lily), 1875 nucleotides long. RefSeq lists its product as uncharacterized. NCBI's taxonomy places the organism in Eukaryota, Viridiplantae, Streptophyta, Magnoliopsida, Nymphaeales, Nymphaeaceae. The record is from RefSeq and is a predicted model, not a curated record. Bases 334 to 1623 code for a protein of 429 amino acids. The transcript has 12 exons.